GUCACUGUACAAUUAAAAUACAAUUUUCUAUCGUGUUACAUGUAAAUACAAACAUAUAGGUAAUUAACUUAGCACAGUACUGGACUGAUAUCUGAAUACCUGGAAUAUUAGACUGAACUAAUUGCAGGAUCUCCGUAGAAGAUAUGCCAGAGUCAGAGAAUUGCGCGGCUUGUCUUAGAGACAAUGAGAGGAACAAGGCAAAUUUAUGGUGCUAUGAUUGUUUAGAAGCAUUAUGCGAACCAUGUGGGAAAGUCCACAGAAAAUUUUCAACUCCUCAUAAAGUCAAUGACAUCCAGAAAAUUUCAAUGAUGGACAGAACUGUUUCAAAGUUAUGCCAUCGACAUGCCGGUCAAGCAUUAAAGGCAUUCUGUGAGUGCCAUGAUCAGGUUUUAUGUCAGAUGUGUAUUUCUGAAAAUCACAGUAAAUGUAAAAAUGUACAAUCCAUAGAAAAUGCUUCAGAGGAACGAAAAGAUGGAUCUGAUUUAAAAGGUUUACAAGAAAGGUUGACACAAUUGAACAUACACGCAAAGGAUGUCGUAAUCAAAAUAUCAAAUCGUUCUGAACAAUUGCAGCAACAGAAGAUCUCAGUCCUAAAUGAAAUUUUGAAAAUUCGUGAGUUAGUUAAUGGAAAGUUGGAUCAAAUAGAAAAAGGUGUAUUAUGCAGAUUUAGCCAACAGAAUCACAAAAUAUCAGAAAUUGAGAACAAGUUAAAAACAUUACAAAGUGAUUUAGAUUCAAAUAUUGAAACUGCAGAUCACCUUAAUUACAUUACUAAUCAAACACAUUUCUUCCUAAUGUUACAACACCUCAGAACAAUACAGGAUGCAAACGAAAAAGAUAUUGUAAAAACAAAGCAAGAACUUGAAUCAAUUCAACUUAACAUGAUACCAGCAAAUUUUGCAAGGAAAUUGACCGAUUUAAUCUCAUCGUUAGAAGAAACAGGAUAUACCGAUCAUUCCUUGUUAAACGAAAAACAAUUGCAUAUCCAUGGCAAAAUAUCUACAGAAUUCAUAUCAGCAACCAAAAUACAGACGCUAACGCCUACUAAAGGGUUCAUAUUUGGUGCAUGUUGCUUUACUGAAGACAAUCGAAUCGUUCUAACAGAAUCAAAAUGGGAUUCAAAAUACAAACUUAGCAUUUUCGAUAUCAAAUCUGGGAAGACUGGACGAGUUUCAAUAUCACUACCCGAGGAACCAAACCAGUUGUGUUCAUUUGAGAAAUCACGUGUUUUAGUAACGUGUAAGAACAAACUACCUAUAGUUGUGGUUGAUGUGCAAUCAAUUACAACAGACAGGAAAUAUAUUCGACCAUGCAUUGAAAGUCUUGUUGGAAAAGACACAAGUCAAAAUAGCGAAUGUUCAUUUAUAUUUGGAAGAGGCUUCCAGAUAUGGGUGUGUAUUCAGUGUUGUAUCAAAGGAGAAGACUCCGCUUAUAUUUGUUCAAUAAACUUUGAUGGUGAAAUAUUAAAAUCGAUCCCUUUAAAAACUGAUAUAAGUGAUAUGUGUAUCAAUUUUCGCUGCGAUUCGUUCAUCUGCACUCACAAAGACCGGAAAGAAAUCUCAGAAGUAUCAGUUACUGGGGAAAACACGGUAUAUUACAAAAACGGCGACGUUAGGAACAACUGUCGCAUUGCAAGCGAUGCGUCUGGUGGUGUUUACGUGUGUGAGCCUAUAACAAAUACACUAUAUAAACUACGAUUUGGCGAACGAAAUACUGUCCUGACAGAAAAGGAUGGAAUAGCGAGUGUUUCUCAUGUAAAUUUCAACAACAGAACAAAUGAGCUGGUACUAACUAGUAAUGGAGGGGAGUGUGUAUAUGUUUACCAUGUUCAAAACUGAGUAAUAAUGAACCAUUUUAAACAGAAACAUGUAAUUGUACAAAGUAUCAAUUUUCGUUCGGUCAUUUCUUUAAAAUAACAUUUUGUACCGAAAAAACUACUAAGUGAAUAUGAACGUGAUUUCUAAAUAUUUUUCUAAUUUAAUGUUAGGGUUGAGCGCAGAAUCAGGAAGAUUUAAGUUAUAUAAAUCAGAUUGCGUAGCAAACUUUGCACGAACCGCAAGUAGUUUGACAUGUGGUUGUUGCCUUCAUAUUAAUAUUUACAAAUAAUUGUUUUUCAUCCUUACUUCUUACUUAAAAUGUUUGACGUAAAUUUACAACAGGCCAACAGUUUUGUUUGUUAUUAACCAAGUGUUAAUGACGUCAUGUGCAUAAAAUUUGUAACCAGUUUUCUUACGGAAUAUAGGAUGAAAAAACACCUCGAUUAUAAAAUAUGUCUAUCCACAUACAUUUAGAAAUAAGAAAAAAAUGUUGAAUGUUCACAAAAGAAAUGCUCUAUUAGAUUUAAUUCUUUUAAUGAGUUGUAUAUGUUCCUUGUAUUUACAGUACGUUGUUUUUAUCUUCAGCCAUAAAUUUGAGUUCGUUGUUUUAUUUGGCUACCAAGUUGCAUAUUUACAUGUACUUAUAAAUGUCUUUUAAAUUAAAUUGUUGAAUUUG
Molecule: messenger RNA, 2493 nt
Organism: Mytilus californianus (California mussel)
Lineage: Eukaryota; Metazoa; Mollusca; Bivalvia; Mytilida; Mytilidae
Exons: 2
Coding region: 144-1838 (564 amino acids)
Molecular function (GO): zinc ion binding
Source: RefSeq, a predicted model, not a curated record